ACUACCGCUCCUACAGUAAAUAUUUGUGUUUGCUGAACCGGCUGUAAUGGUGGACGACUGAGACACAGAGACGGAAUACAACUAGAGUGAAGAUAGAGAGGAUAACGGUUGAAAGCCUGCCUAAUUGCCAGCCGUCGCGAGUAGGACACGGGCUUCGUCGAAAAUGGAUGAACUCAAACAUCAAGUCAUGAUUAACCAGUUCGUCCUGACGGCGGGUUGUGCGGCAGAUCAGGCGAAGCAGCUUUUGCAAGCGGCACAUUGGCAGUUUGAGACUGCCCUCAGUGCCUUCUUUCAAGAAACAAAUAUUCCAUAUGGCCAUCAUCAUCAAAUGAUGUGCACCCCAGCCAACACACCAGCGACUCCCCCCAACUUCCCUGAUGCACUGACCAUGUUCUCACGGCUCAAAGCGUCCGAGAGCUUCAACAGCGGGAGCAGCGGCAGUCCCAUGGCCGCCUCCAUGGCCACGUCUCCUCCCCCUCCCCAGGUUGGCGGCUGGGGGCUCGCACCAAAUGUACCCAACGUGCCACAGCCUCCGCAGGGACUCUGGACUCAGGGGCAGCCCCCCAUGCAGCCUUGCCCAGCCUGGCCUACGAGUGUGAACCCACACGCAGGUGCUGAGCAGAAGGCUAGUGUAGCUAUGGAGGCUGAGAGAUGAAGGGCCAAAUAAAACUGAGGAGCCCCCCCCCCCCCCUUACGCACACCCCCAACUUCCUGUUUCUCAGACACUGGGAAUCCAAGCUGGGUGGGUGGAAAGGGCGGAGAAUGGGUCGAUGUGAGUUUUUUUUCCUGAAAGACACGUAUGGAGAGAAAUGGAAACUACACAAACCAAGAAAAACUCAACAUGGACAAUUUAAGAAGAGGAGAAAACCAAUGCAAAUACAAAAAUAGAAAAAUGCUACGCACACACACACAUAGCAAAAAGAGAGUAACUAAAACCUUUGUUAGUUUUUUCCUAAGUAAAUGCAUAGAGAGAAAUAUUAUUGAACUAAAAGAAAAAAAAAAAACACAAAAAACUGUCACGUCCAAGGAUUCUAUGUGAUGUUCAUGGACAUUCAAGGCAACAAAAUUUAAAAUUUCAGUUUGUUUGUUAGUUUGUUUUUUUACUUUUAUUCCCUUUUCAGCCGAUGUUUUCUUCACUGGCCUCUUGUGUUCCUGCAAACGGUCGGUCAGUUCGUAAUCAAAUAAGUAUACAGCUCCAUACUGGCAUUCCCAUCGCCACAGGUGGGACUGUUGUUACCUCACCUGGUGGUCACCUGACUCCUUUCAGCCAAUCAGGGAUUCUUCUUAAACCAACUGUUGCCAGGACGUGUUUUAGGAGUUUUAAAGGCAGCAGCCGCUCUGGUUUCUACUAACUGAUCUUUGCUGCAAUGGUUUCUUCUGGACAUAGUUUUUAACCUGGACUCAGAUUACAACUGUAUCCUUUUUUCUUUUUUUUUUCCUGGAGACCUAUGUUAUUUCAGCAAAAAUGAGAGAUGUUUUAACAUAAUAUCGUUGAUGAGGCUGAUUGUUUUUCUUAAAGGUUUAAGGGAGGUUGCUCUGAGCUUGGGUGGGACUUUAGGCGGUUUUAAGUAUCUGGAAGAUGCAAUCAAACACGGCUACCGUCGAGAAACACGAGUGCUCCACCUUUGUACACAGAGUUGCUCCUUUGCAUGUGUUCAUAACGUGUAACACCUUUUGUAGCGAGCGUACACGAGGCUGAGGCAUGUUUAUAAGAGGGGGUGGAGGUGAGGUCGGGGUUGUGGGUGAAAUUAAUGCAAUAGUACAAAGUUUAUUGUUAAAUAUGAGAAAGAAAAGGGAGGAAUGUGGAUGUUGGGCAGCUUCGGGUAGCUCAUCGGACUAUCCGGGGACACUACAGACUACUUUGAGUUAUACGGUGUUUGUAUUUAAUGUAGUGUAUAAAUAUGUACACUACUCCCACGCAAAGGGUUUUUACAAAUCUUGGGUCUCUAACGUCAACCCGUCCCCGGUCCAUUGAUACUACUGAGGGACAGUUGGGGGGUCGACCCCCCCCCAACACAAGGCAAUAUUUGAAACGUGGGGGUCUGCUCCUUUUUAAGUUUGUCCUGUUUGGAUUGCGUUUUACACGAAGAAAUAUUUUAAACAGCAGGGGUCUUUUUUAAUGAGAUAAUUAUGAAAUGAUGGCUAACCAUCUUCCUUUAGUAUCGCAUAGCGUAAGGAAACCCCCCCCCCCCCCGUUUUCAUGCUGCAUACUUUAUUUGGUUAAAUCAGAUGGUUUCUGGGUGGGCCUGUUCCUAAAACGUUUCUUGUGUAUGCCCCCCCCCCCCUUUGUAUGACUGUAUGAGACCAUUCCCACAAUAUUUGUGGACUACCUGAUAAUUAACUUAUCAUUUUUGUGAACCUAAAUAAAUAUUGUAUGUCAACCUA
Messenger RNA from Betta splendens (Siamese fighting fish), 2385 nucleotides. It is a transcript of the gene ubald1a, whose product is annotated as UBA-like domain containing 1a. The transcript has 3 exons. Bases 164 to 655 code for a protein of 163 amino acids. The record is from RefSeq and is a predicted model, not a curated record. Lineage: Eukaryota; Metazoa; Chordata; Actinopteri; Anabantiformes; Osphronemidae. Gene Ontology annotation, molecular function: protein binding.